CACAAACACACAAAAAUCAAUGGCUUCGGCUGCUCUAUCAGUAGCCAAAUCUUCUGUCCACGUCAGCAACAAUAAAGGAUCAUUCUCAGAGUUCACUGGCCUUCGAACCUCAUCUGCCGUUCCAUUCGGAGUCGGAAGGAAAAUUAACGAUGACUUGCUAUCUCUUGUUGCUUUCCAAACCUCUGUUGUAAGUUUUAAUUAUAAUUCCAUUCAUUUCAAUAUAUUCAUUGUGCUUUUAAACUAAAAAUAUACCAAAAUGUUUCGUAGAUGGGUGGAGGAAAAAAGAAUAAUAGUAGAGUAGUGGAGGCAAAAUUGAAGGUAGCCAUCAAUGUAUUUGGAAGAUUUGGAAGGAAUUUCUUGAGGUGCUGCCAUGGCAUGAAGGACUCUUCCCUUGAUGUCAUUGCCAUCAAUGACUCUGGCGGUGUCAUGCAAGCCUCUCACCUCCUCAAGUACGAAUCUACCCUCGGCAUCUUCGAUGCUGAUGUUAAGCCUGUUGGUACUGAUGGAAUCUCUGUUGAUGGAAAGCUCAUCAAAGCCGUCUCCGACUGUAACCCCAUCAAUCUCCCCUGGAAGGAUCUUGGUGUUGACCUGGUCAUUGAAGGUACCAGAGUUUUUGUCAAUAGAGAGGGUACUGGCAAGCAUAUCCAAGCUGGAGCUAAGCAAGUCCUCAUCACUGCCCCCGAAAAGGGUGAUAUUCCUACCUGGACAAGUUGAUCAACCAUACCUUUG
Messenger RNA from Solanum stenotomum, 729 nucleotides. Its product is annotated as glyceraldehyde-3-phosphate dehydrogenase A, chloroplastic-like. Lineage: Eukaryota; Viridiplantae; Streptophyta; Magnoliopsida; Solanales; Solanaceae. Gene Ontology annotation, biological process: glucose metabolic process. Gene Ontology annotation, cellular component: apoplast; chloroplast. The transcript has 2 exons. The record is from RefSeq and is a predicted model, not a curated record. Gene Ontology annotation, molecular function: glyceraldehyde-3-phosphate dehydrogenase (NAD+) (phosphorylating) activity; NAD binding. Bases 268 to 714 code for a protein of 148 amino acids.